UUCUUAUCUUUUUCUUCUUCUACAACUACUUUUUCCAUUCUUUCUCCUGUCAUAAGCGACAACAACAAUAAAAACAGGCACUAAUCUUUGUUUCCAGGUGGGAAAUGGAGUUUGAGCAACCCAUGUUUAGAGAAACAACGGAAGCCCUGAAAUUGAAGGCAGCAAAUGAUAGUAAGACUUCAACCAGGGACAGGCAUAAGUCACCAGGAUCAACAUGCCGUUCCUAUGUUUCCAGCAAACUCUUCCAUGGCUCGGAAUCAUUCAGGGCUCUAGAGAUGGAUGUGCCAAAGGUUGACUCCACCGAGAAAAAGCUGUCUUGGCUACGAUCUCAAAUCACUGGUGGUGAUGCAGAAUUUGACUCUCCUUUUGGAACUAGAAAACUUACUUAUGCUGAUCAUACUGCAUCGGGUCGCUCUUUUCACUAUAUCGAAAACUUCAUCGUCACCAAUGUUCUGCCAUUCUACGGUAACACUCACACGUCUGACUGUUACGUGGGGCACAGGACGACGAAAAUGGUGCAUGAAGCGUCAAACUACAUUAAAAGAAGCCUAGGAGGCGGUCAAGAUGAUGCAAUUCUGUUUUGUGGCUCAGGCAACACGGCUGCUAUUAAAAGGCUACAAGAAGUUAUGGGGAUUACGGUACCAUCAAUUUUGAGGGACAUGGUAAUAAAUUGCUUACCGAAUGAGUAUCGAUGGGUAGUUUUUAUUGGCCCUUACGAGCACCACUCAAACUUGCUUUCUUGGCGUCACAGCCUUGCUGAAGUUGUUGAGAUUGGUUUAGAUGAGAAUGGGUUCAUAGACAUUGAAGCACUAAGAAAACAGGUUGAGCUGUAUAAAUACGCCAAUAGGCCUUUGCUUGGCUCAUUUUCAGCUUGUAGUAAUGUGACUGGGAUUCAAACAGAUACUCGAGAGAUUGCCAAACUUCUUCAUGAGUACGGAGGUUUUGUUUGCUUUGAUUCUGCAGCAAGUGGUCCUUAUGUGGAGAUUGAUAUGAGGUCAGGGGAGAUUGAUGGAUAUGAUGCCAUUUUCCUAAGCCCACAUAAGUUUCUAGGUGGCCCUGGAACGCCCGGCAUCCUUUUAAUGAGCAAGACUCUCUACCGGCUGGGAUCUUCUCCUCCAUCAACUUGCGGAGGUGGAACUGUUAAUUAUGUCAAUGGCUUCAAUGAACAGGACACAAUAUAUGUAAGAUGACAUGAGAAGAAAGGGGA
Messenger RNA from Durio zibethinus, 1207 nucleotides. RefSeq lists its product as uncharacterized. NCBI's taxonomy places the organism in Eukaryota, Viridiplantae, Streptophyta, Magnoliopsida, Malvales, Malvaceae. The record is from RefSeq and is a predicted model, not a curated record.